This is a messenger RNA of Eurytemora carolleeae, 624 nucleotides long. Its product is annotated as DET1- and DDB1-associated protein 1-like. Gene Ontology annotation, cellular component: Cul4-RING E3 ubiquitin ligase complex. The record is from RefSeq and is a predicted model, not a curated record. The transcript is spliced from 4 exons. Lineage: Eukaryota; Metazoa; Arthropoda; Copepoda; Calanoida; Temoridae. Bases 8 to 457 code for a protein of 149 amino acids. Gene Ontology annotation, biological process: positive regulation of proteasomal ubiquitin-dependent protein catabolic process.
ACAUAAUAUGAUUAUUUCAGAGAAGAUGAGUUCCGUUUCCGACUUCCUGAAGGACCUUCCGUCCAGAAACAAGGAGAACUUUACCAGACUAAACCCAGACAGUCACCAUAGGGGUACAACUGGAAAGAAGAGUACAUAUCUUACAACUAAGGAUGAUCCUCCAGAGCAAAUAAUUGUAACUGAGCGAACCAACAUUCUUCUCAGGUUCUUGCAUCAGCAGUGGGAUAAGAAAACUAAUUCAACCAAGAAACGAGUUGGCGAGGAAAUACAGGACGAGGUUCCGGAAAAAAGAGCAAAGAUUGAACCUGGAGCUUCAGAACCAACUACUCCGGGUCCUAGUCGAACCAGAACAGAUUCUUCACGUUCAGCUGGAUCCUUACGGGGUUCCUCUCAAAGCUCGUUACCUGCUGGUCCUCCCCCUCCUUACGAUAUUACACGGCUGACACGCCUCCUAUAGAAUCUCACUAUCACCGCUGUUCUGCAUUUUUAAUUUGUUUUAUACAGAAUAUUUUUGAUUCAUUAGUUCCGAGCCUGGCAAAACAUUUCAAGUAUUUAACAUUGUGAAAUCUUCCAUUUUUGCUGAACAGUAAAAUAUUAGUACAGAAAUAUAAAUUUUUUCUUGAA